Messenger RNA from Tinamus guttatus (white-throated tinamou), 1188 nucleotides. Lineage: Eukaryota; Metazoa; Chordata; Aves; Tinamiformes; Tinamidae. The record is from RefSeq and is a predicted model, not a curated record.
AGCAGCUCAAAAGCAAGAAUAAAGGUGAAGAGAAUCUUCUAGAAUUGUGUUCCAACCAGCGUGUUGAGAUGGAAAGGUGUGAAAGCAAAGAGCUUGAUGUUGAAAUAAGGAAUCUGAUAGAGAGGACUAACACUUCCCAGUUGUGCGAGAACCCUGGACCUGUUACCCAAGAGUGUUCGAACAAUCAGGGAACUUCAUGUUCCCUUAAGCUUGGAGAAAGAAUGCUGACAGUGUUCUUUUUUUUUUUUUUUUUUUUUUUUCUCCUUCAGUCAAAGCACGUAUUAUUGACCAAAAAGAAGACUACAACAGCUGAUUCUGUGGAACAACAGAUCCUCUCACUGGAAAGACAGAGACGAGAGCUUCUGGAUGUGAACAAGCAAUGGGAUCAUCAAUUUAGAAGUAUGAAGCAGCACUAUGAAAAAAAGCUGGUAGAAAUGAAAGCCAAACUUGACAUGUCACAGAGGAGAGUCAGCAAGCUGGAGGAAGAGAUGCAUCAAAAUCGUCCAGAAAAUGAGAGUUGGCAGUUCCUGGACAGAGACAGGCCGUUGCAGGAAACGAAAGAAAUAAAGAUCCUCACUGGUGCCCUCCAUGAAAUGAAGGAAGAGAACAAGCUCCUGAAAGAAAAAAAUGCCUUGAUGAUAAAGAACAAAGAACACUAUGAAUGUGAAAUAAGUCGUCUCAAUAAGGCCCUUCUGGAUAUGUUGAAAAAACAGCACUCCUCUGCUCUUGAGACUCUCUCAGCAAAGUUUGAUAAGAACAACCUUGAGGAUAUGCGAACCCAACUUGAAGUUCUCAGACAGCAGGUACAAAUAUAUGAAGAAGACUUCAGGAAGGAAAGAUCUGACAGAGAGAGACUUAAUGAGGAGAAAGAAGCACUGGAGAAGAUGAACAAGGGUUUACAGUCUCAACUGAAUAAGCUAAAUUCUCAGAUCAAGGCCUGUCUCAAAGAAAAGGAACAACUAGAAAGGCAGUUACAACAGCAGACAAAAGCCCUCCCACCAGACUAUCAGUGGUAUGUUCCUGACCAGUUUCCGCCAGAUGUGCAGCACAAGGCAAAUGGUACAUCCUCAGAGAAAGGAGCCCAUCCCUGAUGGCUUAUGACCUGCAGAAGCAUAGACCAAAGACUGCAAACUAGUCUUGCAACUUUGUUAUUCUGUGUUGUUGUGAUUUGUUAUUGCCCCUAGCUUC